AUGUCCGGGUUCUGGAACGUGCCGGGCGGGAUGCAGGUCCCUGACGGGGGCGCAGCCCAAGAGCCGCGCACCCCCCGCGUUUCAUUCGACGACCUGCCCCCCGGCUGGUCGCCGAGGCCGUUGCGGCGCGCCUCGGUGUCCCUGGACGGCUCGCCCGUCUUCUGCGGCACGCCGCGGUCGUCCUUCCGCCGCGGGCUGAGAUCCCCGCGAGUGGACGCCAGCCCGCGCCUGGCGCCCUCGCCGCGCAUCGACAGGGACCAGCCCCGGCCGGCGGAGGGGGACCUCCCCGUGGCGGAGGAGGCCGAUCGGCUGGUGAGCAUCCCGCUGCACCGCAUCGCAGAGGUGCCACGGGCGCCCACGGACGCCGAGGGCCAGAUCCUGCUGAGGACCACCUCGGCGCCUGCGCGGGCGUUCGCCCCGCCGAGGUACAGGUCGGAGUCGCUGGAAGGGAACAUUAUCCCGGCGCGGCCAAUGUCGCCCGUGGGUGAGGCGCCCAAGCCGCUGGAGGCGUUUUCGGACUUGUUCGAGGUGCACGGGGAGCUGGGGGCGGGCACUUACGGCCGCGUGUUCAAGGCCACGGAGCGGGCCAGCGGGCGGCAGGUGGCGGUGAAGACGAUCGACAUGGCGGGGGAGGCGUGCAACCCGCGACGGGUGCAGCUGGAGGUGGCGAUGCUGAAGCGGCUGGCGGACAACAAGCUGGUGGCGCGGUUCCACGGCGCGAUGGAGGAGGGCCGCGACCUGCACAUCGUCAUGGAGCUCUGCAGUGGUGGCGACCUGCGGGACUUCGUUGCGGAGAACGGCCCUCUCAGCGAGUCUCAGGCUGCCAUGGUGAUGUACCAAGUGUUGCUUGUUAUCCGCGAGCUGCAUGAGGCGAACAUCGUGCAUGGCGACGUGAAGGCGGCCAACUUUGUGAUCGCCAACAAACUCAGCCACCAGCUUUUUAAGAAGGGGAUGGGCUUCCUACCACGGGGAUGGCUAAAGGCCGUGGACUUUGGCUGCAGCCAGCACACAGGCAAGGGAAGAAUCCAGCAUAAGAUCGGCACACCUACCCACUGGGCUCCUGAGGUGUUUGGCCAGACGUACCACCUGGAGGCGGAUCUCUGGAGCACUGGAGUGAUGGUCUUCGAGCUGCUGGCUGGUCGUCUGCCGUUCUGUACCAACAAGGAGCACCAGAGGAUGCGCACCGAGCGGGACAUCCUGAAAGCCCUGAUGUUCAAGGAGCCUGACUUCGGCUGCGAUGAGCUGAAAGGACUCAGCCCGGAGUGCCUUGACUUCAUGAAGCGCCUGCUGACUAAGAACCAUGACAGCAGGAUGACUGUGCAUCAGGCUCUGGACCACAAAUGGAUGAGGGACCACUCUCGCGCACACAAGGGCGCCAGGAAAGAAGUGGUUGAGAGCCUGUUGAGGCGACGAAGCUGGAGUGUGUCCGCUGCCUGCUGA
This is a messenger RNA of Ostreobium quekettii, 1440 nucleotides long. NCBI's taxonomy places the organism in Eukaryota, Viridiplantae, Chlorophyta, Ulvophyceae, Bryopsidales, Ostreobiaceae. The record is from the annotation of a GenBank genome assembly.